Molecule: messenger RNA, 5112 nt
Organism: Paramormyrops kingsleyae
Lineage: Eukaryota; Metazoa; Chordata; Actinopteri; Osteoglossiformes; Mormyridae
Gene: fmnl1a
Product: formin-like 1a
Biological process (GO): regulation of cell shape; cortical actin cytoskeleton organization; cell migration
Cellular component (GO): cytosol
Molecular function (GO): actin filament binding; small GTPase binding
Source: RefSeq, a predicted model, not a curated record
CAGUAGGAAAUAAAUGGGAUUUAGGUCGCCAGUGGAUUGAGCAAACUGGCCAUUUUGCACUAAAGGACUUUCCGCUAACUAAUGCAGACCAUUUGACACCAUUUCAAAUCAAUUUGGCCGUUUCAAAUGGAAAUUCUGCCCAGAUGUAAGGUCAAAGCUGAAGAGAACGGAAAAUAGAAAAAUAAUGAAGACAUGGAGGAGGAAGGGGUGGUCAUAAUGGAAGGAGAUGCAAGUGAUGGCAUAAAAAGAGAGAUGGGGAAAGGAGGAAAUGGGGGAGAAUUAUGAAAUGUAGGACAAAAUACACAGCAGGUCCAGAGAGGUGCAGGGCAAAGACAGACUGGGCUAGAGGCAAAUCAGGCACCGGCGGUUCCUUCCAGUAGUGAAGAGUUAAUUGAAGUCAUAAGAACAUAAGAACUAUACAAACGAGAGGAGGCCAUUCGGCCCAUCGAGCUCGCUUGGGGUAAGUCGCUAUUGUUCAUAUGUCAUUUGGAAAAGAUGUUAUGGCUGAAGUGGGACAGAAUAUUUUGAGAAUAUUUUUAGCCACAGGAAAUACAAAACAGAAAAGGGGGCAGAGCACAGAGGGGCUGCAGCCCCCGUAACAGUAGGUCACCUUUGGUUCCUGGGCGUCAUACCUGCUAGUUGACCCAGAUGAAGACCAGGGCAGAGCAGGUGUAUGAUCAGCAUACAGUCAACACACACAGACCUUGGCUGAAAAAGGUGUGAAGAUUAAGAAAAUAAAGAGAUACACCCAAGUAAAGAAGCAUUUGAUUAAAGUAUGGUGAUGAGCAACAUCUUUAAUGUGUUGCAAUAUUUUAUAGCAGACAGCGGUAAUUUAUGAGAGCAUCUUAGAAAGGCUGACACAAACAAACAGGUCAGAUGACACCUACACUUUAAAUGUAAUAUACAUAUCAAGAAAUGGAAGAAUUUUCUACUUAAGUUUAAAAUAAAAUACAUUUAACAGGUUGCUUAAUUAUUUUGAAAACCUUGUGUGAAACACUCGAGGUAAAAUUCUGCAGCCUAUUCCAGAAAACAUUGACACAUGUCAGAGGGCCCCCAGAACAUGGGAGGACUUCAUUUAACCCAUAAGGUUUCGGCCUACAGAAGGCAGAAGCCCAUUCAUAUUCAUACAUAUUGGUCCUGCGGGUUUCCUCUUUAUGACACUGAUCCUAACGGGAAAUAGUUUCUUGCAUGACACCACCCUGCACUAAGCAAGCCAGAUUAGCCAACUGUCCAUAAAGUAGUGAUCCUGAGGUUACCAACGAUCCAAACGCUCAGCUCUCUUUCUGCUACAAAGAGGAAGUCGCCUCUCUUCCUUUGUGGUUUUGCAUUUGCUGUUGCAAACGUCUUAUAAUCUCCACCUCCUCUGCGAAACCCUCCUCUGAGGCAAUCAAGCCAAAGUGAAGGUUUGAGAAGGUCACGCUGUGGCACUCCUAUGCUGUUUGUCGUUCUGGCUACAUCUUUGGUCUAGUUGAGGAACAGAAGAACAAGAGGACACCGGGAACAUGCCGCUCUGCCUCAGAACAUCACCCCAAAAUGGUGAAGGUCCUGCGGAGAAGCGUGUGUCUCUUGUUUCAGCCCUUCCUGCUCUGCUUGUCUGACUGAGCCUCCAGCGCCUGACCGCCCCGCAUUCUGAACCUGCCUGCAGAGCCGCUCAACUUCAGCUUUUUGGAAGGAAAUUCAGCUUUCUGGAUCUGGAUUACUUGGGCUAGCGGGUCUUGAAGAGACUAGUGAUGGGUAACGCUGCCGGUGGAAUUGAGGCGAACCCCGAGAGGGAGGGCAGGGGCCUCUCGGAUGUGUCCGCCUCAGCCCCAUCACUGAGACAGCCCCCACCCCAAAAAAUUCCCAUGCCUCCUGAGGAGGAACUGGAAGAGCGCUUCAGUGCUGUGCUGAGCUCGAUGAACCUACCGCCCGACAAAGCUAAGCUUCUCUGCCAGUACGACAGCGAGAAGAAGUGGGAGCUGGUCUGUGAUCAGGAGCGGUUCCAAGUAAAGAAUCCACCCUCUGCCUACCUGACGAAGAUUAAGGGUUACCUGGAUCAAGGAUCUCGCAAUUUCAAAACCCGUGUCAAGGAGUCAACCCAAGUCUUGAGGGAAUUGGAGAUCUCUCUCCGCACAAAUCACAUUGGUUGGGCCCAAGAGUUUCUCAAUGAGGAAAACCGAGGUCUCGAUGUCUUGGUGGAUUAUUUGUCGUUUGCUCAGUGCUCCGUUACGCAUGACAUGGAGAACUUGGAUAAUGGCGGCAUGCAGGCAGACAAGAGUAAGGGCAUAGAGAAAUCGAUCGAGGACCUGACCGGGCUGACCAGCCUCUCACCCGGCAACAGCAUCUCCAAAGUUACCCGUGCCAUCACCGUCCGGUUAAGUGGCCACUCUCCCAGCAGGAAGGCGCUGCGGAACUCACGCAUCGUCAGCCAGAAGGACGACGUCCACCUCUGCAUCAUGUGCCUGCGCGCCAUCAUGAACUACCAGUCUGGCUUUAAUCUGGUGAUGACCCACCCUCGCUGCGUCAACGAGAUCACGCUCAGCCUCAACAACAAAAACCUGAGGACUAAAGUGCUUGUGUUGGAGCUCCUCGCUGCUGUGUGUCUGGUGCGGGGAGGGCAUGACAUCAUCAUCGCUGCCUUCGAUAACUUCAAGGAGGUCACUGGGGAGAAGAAUCGCUUUGAGAAGCUAAUGGAGUAUUUCUAUACUGAGGACAGUAACAUAGACUUUAUGGUGGCAUGCAUGCAGUUCAUCAACAUUGUGGUCCACUCGGUGGAGAACAUGAACUUCCGUGUGCAUCUGCAGUACGAGUUCACACAACAUGGGCUAGACCAGUACCUGGAGAAACUGAAGGACACGGAGAGCGACAAGCUGCAGGUGCAGAUCCAAGCUUACCUCGACAACGUGUUUGACGUCGGUGCGCUGCUGGAGGACGCCGAGUCCAAGGGCGGCUUUCUGGAACACGUGGAGACAAUGAGGGAUCACAAUGCACAGCUGAUGGCCAGGCUAGAGGAGAGCGAGAGGGAAAGCAGCGAGAAGAUGGCAGAACUGGAGAAGCAGCUGAUGCAGGCCACCAAAGAGAAUGAGAUGCUGAAGGAAAACCUGCGCGACUCCUGCACGCAGGUCAGCACUCUGCAGCAGCGGGAGCGGGAGCGGGAGCUGAAGCAGGAACGGGAGCGGGACAGGGAUCGGCCCUCCCUGGUGCCGUCUGAGCUGGAACUCAAGGUGCUUGAGCUGCAGGACCGGGGCCUGAUCCACAUGCGACGCUCCUCUUCCGGGGCCCUGGACAUCGAGGUGAUUCCUGUCACCAUCGUGGAGCAGGUGCUGGUACCUGCCAGUGAAACAGCCCGUCCCAUCCAGGACACACCCACUCUGCUUCCACCCAUUUCAGACCUGCCACCUGCACCUCCUCCCCCCCCGCCACCCCCUCCCCUGCCGGGUGAACCAGAGCCCACUGGAACAGCCCUGCCUCCUGGUCCUCCUCCUCCACCUCCCCCUCCUCUGCCUGGAGGAGGACCUCCUCCACCCCCACCACCCCCAGGGGGAGGACCUCCUCCACCACCUCCUCCCCCUGGGUGCGGACCUCCUCCACCACCUCCUCCCCCUGGGUGCGGACCUCCACCUCCACCAGGGGCCCCACCUGGUGGAAGCGACACUUCUGGAGCCAAAGGCAAGAAGCCGAUACAAACCAAGUACCGCAUGCCCCUGCUUAACUGGCAGGCCCUCAAGUCCAACCAGGUGACAGGAACCAUAUUCAACGAGCUGGAUGACGAGAACAUUCUACAGGAACUGAACAUGGAAUCCUUCGAGGAACAGUUCAGGACUAAAGCCCAGGGACCCACAGUGGACCUGAACAAGAAGAAGGUCAAAGCAACCAAGAAUGUUCCAAGCAAAGUGUCUCUCAUCGAGACCAACCGGGCCAAGAACCUGGCCAUCACUCUGCGGAAGGCCGGAAGGAGCGCGUCAGACAUCUGCACCGCCAUUGAGACAUAUGACCAGCAGUCGUUGAGCCUGGACUUCUUGGAACUGCUGGAACGCUUCAUCCCCACCGACUUCGAGAUGAAGCUGAUGCAGAACUACGAGCGAGAGGGCCGGCCGCUGGACGAGCUGUCCGACGAGGACCGCUUCAUGGUGCGCUACGGGAAGAUCUCACGCCUGCCCCAGAGGAUCAGCACGCUCACCUUUAUGGGCAACUUCCCUGAAAGCGUGAAGCGCAUACAGCCGCAACAGAAUGCCAUCAUUUCAGCAUCGAUGUCCGUUAAAUCUUCAGCGAAGCUGAAAAAGAUCUUUGAGAUUGUCCUGGCCUUUGGGAACUACAUGAACAGCAGCAAACGAGGAGCAGCAUAUGGUUUCCGUCUGCAGAGCUUAGAUAUGCUGAUGGACGCAAAGUCGACAGACCGCAAGCAGACUCUGCUCCAGUUCAUCGCCAACAUCGUCCACGACAAGUAUCCAGAGCUGAACACCUUCCACACAGAGUUGCACUUUGUGGAGAAGGCCGCUCAAGUGGCCCUGGACAGCAUCCUUCAAGAGGUACGCUCCUUGGAGAGGGGCAUGGAGAUGGCCCGCAAGGAGUUUAUGGUGCAGGAUGACAGCCCGGCGCUAAAAGAGUUCCUCAAGACAAACAGUGAGCUGCUUGACAGCCUGAUUAAAGACAGCAAGGCGGCUCAGGAGUCGUACACAUCAGUGGUCGAGUACUUCGGAGAAAAUGUAAAGACUACACCGCCAUCUAUGUUCUUCCCCAUAUUCACCCGGUUCGUCAAGGCCUACAAGCAAGCGGAGCACGACAUCGAGCAGCGGCGCAAACAGGAAGCCAUGGCCAACGAAAGCGCUGCAGAGGCAGGCCCCUCGCCCGCCAAGAAACCGCCUGUUGGAAAUAAGAUGCCGAUGAUGCCCAAAAUGCCCCAGGUGGACCUGAUAGCUGAGCUGAAGAAGAGGCAGGUAAAGCCGCAGGUGCGUGAGGGGAAGGACGGCGCUAUCGAGGACAUCAUCACAGAUCUGAGAAACCAGCCCUACCGCCGGACAGAAGGAGGCUGGCGCAAUGCCAGGAAAUCGAGCGACGCUCAGCCCCAGGCCCCGGCGGAAGCGUCGCAGUGACACACCUGCUUACUGGACAUAUACGACACACACAAACAGA